Messenger RNA from Halichondria panicea, 2072 nucleotides. RefSeq names its product ubiquitin carboxyl-terminal hydrolase CYLD-like. Gene Ontology annotation, cellular component: cytosol. Gene Ontology annotation, biological process: protein K63-linked deubiquitination. The coding region runs from base 160 to 1602 and encodes 480 amino acids. NCBI's taxonomy places the organism in Eukaryota, Metazoa, Porifera, Demospongiae, Suberitida, Halichondriidae. The transcript is spliced from 11 exons. The record is from RefSeq and is a predicted model, not a curated record. Gene Ontology annotation, molecular function: cysteine-type deubiquitinase activity; K63-linked deubiquitinase activity.
UACCACCAUUAACUAGUAUGUACACAGAGGAGGUACCGGCUAGGUGCGAGCAUUACAGCCUGAAUCUGCUCCCUUAUAAGAAAGUACACAUAGUCUACGUACAGCUGCACUGCACUGCACUGCACUCUGCCUCAGUCUGGUAUAUAUACAUGCUUGGUGAUGGCCGAACAUAAUAUACAACAAAAAGUUCUGGAAGAGGCAGAAAGAGUAAAAAAAGACAAGAAGAAAGAAGCUGAAGAGAAUAAAUCAGCAAGGCUUGAUCAAAUUAUAUUUGCAUUGAAUGAGAGUAUAUCAAAGCAGAAGGCUCUAUUAGAUAUUUUCAACGAGGAAAAACGAGAGGAGGACCAGAAGAGGAAGGCUCAGCAAGAAGAAGCCAGAACGAAGGAGAGGGCACAUCCCAUCAUCGAUAAAGUAGGAAGCUCUAACCCCUACAACUUGGGAGUGGGUUCAACUGUUCAAGUGGCCUCUGUGAAUCCCAAUGACCCCCCACACCCUGGAGUGAUCAGGUGGACUGGCAGAGUAGCUGGAGUGGAUGGUCAGGUGGCAGGGAUGGAACUAGAGGAUUACAUGGAUGGAUGCACUGACGGAACAUUCAAAGCCACAGGAAAGAAGCACUUUACCUGUGCUCAUGGUAAAGGGUUGUAUUUCCCACUGGCUAGCCUCCGUCCUGAUGGGAGAUUUGAAGAUGCAUUUACACCACAGGAUAAUCCUAUUCAAGCUCCAAUGGAAGAACAAGCAGACCAGACUAUCUAUGAUACUUAUCAGCAGAUGAGAAGGUACAUUGGAAACAGCCGUGGUAUCCAGGGUCACCAGAACUCCUGCUACAUGGACUCCACCAUCUUUGGUCUGUUUGCCCUCAGUGACAUUUUUGGCUCCAUGUUCCUGUACCCAGACCAAUCCAUCACCAGCGAUCAGAACAGGAAACGUGUUGCUGACUUACUGUGGAAGGGAAUCGUCAAUCCUCUCAGAAAGAAUGGUGUGGUGAGGUUUGAGUCAGUGAUGAAGAUGAGAAAUGCUCUGGAUGAACUCGGGAAAACGGAGGGAAUCACUGAGAAGGAGAGAGAUCCUGAGGAGUUUCUGAACAUGUUCUUCAAACACAUGCUACCCAGGCCAUUCAUCUCCAUCAGGCGUCCGUUUGGUGUGGAGCAAGAGUUCUUUGUCCAACUGUUUGUGGAGCACGACCCAAACCUCAGACUACCCACUGUAGGUGACCUACUCAGGAACAUGUACACAGAGCAGCACAUCUCAUUCACAAAGGUUCCCUCAAAGCUUCUGCUUCAAGUUCCUCGAUUUGGAAGAGAGUUCCAAACAUACAAGAAGAUUGUUCCAGAGCUGAAACUGAACAUCAAAGAGUUGACUGACACCUACAAAAAAGCUCCAGCUCCACCCUGCCAUUCGUGUGGGGAGGAGUCAGCUAUCCAGUGUGAGAGUUGUGGUCCUCUCAGUCAGCAGCAGUUCACCCACUACUGUCAGCGCUGCUCUGACCUCUACCAUAGCAACCCUCACAAGGACAGAGCUAAUCAUAGGCUAACUGCUGUUGAUUACUCCGUGGGUGGUGAUAAUGAGCUGUACAUUGGACCUCCUCUCUGUGAUCUGCAUUGAUACCAGUCACUACGUCUGCUUCACUAGAGACCCAAGGGAUGAGAUUCAGAAGAAAUGGAUCUUCUUUGACAGCAUGGCAGACAAGCAAUAUGACACAUACAACAUUCCGCGGGUGACAGACUGCACAGCUGCCCUGAAUGAGUGGGUGUACAGUGGAGACCUGACACAGCUACUGAGUGUACAGCCAAGAGAGCUACCAGAGUUGGUCCGACGGUUCACUCAAGACAUCUACAUGUGUGUCUAUGUUCAGCCUGAUAUCGCCAACUAUGGAGAUGCUGAUGAAGAGGAGGAUCUAGCACCAAUAUAAACCAAGUGCUGUCUCGAUCAGGACCGGAGAGACUUGAAAUUGAACUACGGUACAAUUUUCACAUACAGUGGUUCAUUUUAUACACGUCUAACUUGUUUUGUCUAUUAGUAUUUUUGAGAGAAAUUACAAUGUCACGUACGUAUAUAUAUGAAGCGUUCCCAGA